Trichobilharzia szidati is the source of this 3993-nucleotide messenger RNA. Lineage: Eukaryota; Metazoa; Platyhelminthes; Trematoda; Strigeidida; Schistosomatidae. The record is from the annotation of a GenBank genome assembly.
UAAAGACUGGAUGUUAUUUUUAUGUUAUGUAUUAUUUUAAGUGUAUUUACAGAUUAAAACAUUUAAGAUCAAAGCUUCAAAAGUUAACUCGUACAUGACAUGAGUGAAUAAUUUUCAAACGUCUAUGUUGCGGAGGUGUAUUCUCGACCGCUUAAUUAUCACGAAUCAAAUCAAUACAAACAGCUAAACCAUGGAAUGUGAGAAAGAAAGCCCAGUCAAAAAACCUAUCCGUAAAACCAGUAUACCGGUGAACCAUGAUGGGGCAGUUGUGGGAUUAGCUCGAAGAUCAACAUUAUUUCCUUUCACAACACCUCUACCAGGGAUUUCAACGGCUGCCCUACAGCUGGAACAGCUGAUAGGAAGGAAUAAGAAAUGGACAACAGCUGGAUGGAAACUAAGUUCCGAAUCUGGUUUGGUAUUUCGUACACAGUUAAAAGAUAAAGAAUACGUGUACUUAAAUGCAGCGGAGUUCGGUGAAGUUGAAGUUGUUCGAGACUUACUGGAAGAUAUGAAGCUUGAUGUAAACUGUGUAGACUAUAUGGGACGUAAUGCUUUACUUUUGGCGAUGAAAAACGAAAAUAUUGAUUUGGUAGAAUUAUUAGUCAACCGGUUAGAUUUUUACGCCGUUGAAGAUGCUUUGUUGAAUGCUAUCAGUCAGCAGAAAAAUCAUCUAGUGAAACUAAUCGUUGAUCAUCCACAGUAUAUCAGAAUGGAAAAACAAAGUAAAAGCAAAGUGUCUGGGCCAGCUGGUAGUACUAAUAAUCGUGGGAAAAGGUCACAGUUCUCUUCGGAUAUUUCCCCAUUAAUGCUUGCAGCCCAUAUUAACAACCAUGAAAUUAUUCAACUGCUGCUAGACAGAGGAUUGAAACUUGAAAUGCCACAUGAUCGAGCGUGCUCAUGUCUUGAGUGCGAAACUAUUCGUGCUGAAGAUUCACUCAUACUGGAGCAACAGCGUCUGCACACCUAUCAGGCCUUAUCAAGUUCAGCUUAUUUGGCUUUGACUACAUCUGAUCCAGUGGCAACUGCAUUCAUUUUAAGGAAUGAACUGUAUCAACUAGCAUCCCAGGAGAAGCAGUUCAAAGAAGAAUAUUCUGAGUUGGCUGUCAAAUGCAUGGAUUUUGCAAUUAGCUGUGUUGACCUGUGUCGAACAUCAGAUGAACUACAUUGUCUCCUAGGUGGUACAUUAAAUACAAAGUCACACGAACGAGGCAAUCCUGUGAAUACAAUCAAGAAUGCUAUUCAAUCACAUGAAAAGAAAUUUGUCGCUCAUCCAAAUUGUCAACAUCAAAUGGAAAAUCUGUUUUAUAGUUUAAUGUUUUGCAUUCGAGAUUUCGAAGGACUACAAAGGCUACAGUUUGUGAUUAUUUUUCUUUCAUUGCUGCCAUUUUUGUACAUUAUUUAUCUUUUCUUUCCACAUUUCAAGAUGCCACUCCCACAGAGUUUAAUAUAUCGUGAUCGAAGCGUUACAAAAUAUGAGGUAACGGAAAUACUACGGUGUCCUGUGACCAAAUUCCUGGGUCAUAUGGUUUCAUAUAUAACUUUUUUAAUUCUAAUUACUGUGGCAACCUUUCGUCUGGACCGGACAGGAGUUAGUGAUGAAAAUGACAACUGGCACGUUAGGUACACUGAGAUUUUGAGUUAUGACUUUCGGACAUCAAACGUGGUUAUGACAAAAAUCCAAAUAAUACUAUUAUUUUGGAUAUUAGGUCAACUUUGUAUGGAAUGUAAACAAGUUUAUCACUAUGGUCUACGCUACUUCUUUCGUAGUUAUUACAAUUUUAUGGACUGGGUUUCUAUUGCCUUGUAUUUGGCUUCAUAUUCGCUAAGAAUUAUUGUAGAUUUCAAAGUUCAAGCAUCUAUGGGAAGAUAUGAAGCUCAGCUUAAAUUGGCUCAGUCAAUUUUAUUAAAUGCCACCUGUUCAGCCUCAAAAUCUUGUUCCAAUACUGAAACUACUCAUCAGGAUUAUGUGAAUUACAGAAACAAAAUACUGAUUCCUGAAUCUGCUUAUUGGCUAAGAGGUUGUCGAUUGUGGUGGGCCCCGGAUGAUCCUGAAUACAUUUCAGACUGCCUGUUUGCCCUGGGUAAUGUUCUGUCUUUUUCAAGAAUUAGUUAUCUGAUGCCUGCAUGGGAACUUCUUGGGCCACUUCAAAUAUCUUUAGCUCGUAUGGUGUCAGAUAUUAUAAGAUUUAUGGCUCUCUUUACCGUGAUGGUAAUUGCAUUCGUCGUUGGUUUAACCAAUCUGUACUGGUACUUUGCCAACAUUAUUAUAUCUGUUGACGCUCAUGGACAACUAAUUCGCUAUGCCAGUGGAAUACCAUCCUUUAAAAGCACGGGUGCAACCUUUCACACAUUGUACUGGGCAUUAUUUGGACAGUCGUCAACUAAUGUAACAACUAUUGAUGAAAAUUUAGCCAGUAUGUAUCCCGGACAUGAACAUUUAGCAGUGGAUAGCAGCCCGUACAUAGUCAACAGUCUUGGUAGUAUUUUGUACGCAAUUUAUAACGCUUGCAUGAUUAUUAUCUUAUUGAACAUGUUGAUUGCCAUGAUGAGCAAAUCGUUUGAUGAGAUACAGGGUGACAGGCUAGAAGAAUGGAAAUUUGCAAGGGCCAGUCUAUGGUUAGUUUAUAUUGAUCAGGAAGGUGUACUUCCGGUCCCACUUAAUUUGCUACCCUCACGUGAGGCUUUGUCAUCAUUCAUCUCACGCUUCUGUGGAAUCAUUCAAUGGAAGAAACCACAAAUAUACACGAAGAAUCAUUGUGAUUUACACAAAAAUCAAAACAUAAUAUUUAGUCAAACCACUCCAACAAAAGUACAUUCGGUGAAUUCACAUUUAAGUCAGGAUAUUCGAAAAACCCACACGACAACAACUGUAAGUACUCUAUUGGACGCUAAUUCGAUACAUUCAAAUGACUGGACCUCUGAUGCAUCCGAAAGUGAAAAUGAAAUAGAGAAAGCCUUUAGUGACUACAAGCUCUAUACUGACACCAUACGAGCAGACGUUAUGCGCCGAUAUUUGUUUAAACUUCAGAAACAAAAAGAAGAAGAAUUCAAGUCCGCGGAUUUCUCUGUCAUGAGCAUACAACGACAACAAAUGCAAAAAAUGAUGGAAAGCGAAUCAAAGCGUAAGCAAGAAAUGUAUCGUGAUCAGUCGUUGAGGAAGGAAAGCACAAAUAAGAGUGACGAAGAAAUUAGUGAAACCACUCCAAACACUGUAGCAGAAGAUGAAAAUCGACUGAGGGGUCUACGCAGCCUCUUAAUGCCGCCUUCUGUUCGAAGAAAACUAGAAGCAGUUGCAUCGGUCAAUCAUUCAGGAAAUGAAUCAGAAAAGCGAGAGGCAGCAGAAGCAGCUGCACGAUUUUAUUUACUUCAAACAACUAGGAAAACUAAAGGAUCAGGUGAUAUCAAGGGGAACGAAGGAAGCUCUAAGAAUCGUAAUUCAUAUAUUAAUCAACCAAAAGUUGAACAGUUCACAGCGCGUACUGAAAGACCAAUUAAAGGCAUACACUUAAGAGAAUUAUAUGGAGUUGAACAAGAAAUGCACGAUAUGUCAGAAGCGCUUUCAUCUUAUUCUCUGUCGGAAGCAACUAUUUCAGAGCUUAAUGAAUUAGAAACGUACUAACACUGCGGAAUGUAAUUGUGUACAUGUGACAUUUUGUUCCUUUAAAAGUUCACAAUAUUCUUUAGGAAGAAUAAAUAGUAGGAAUAGGAAAUAGAAUGAUAACAACUUACAUAUUUAUAAAUCACUCAAUCCUAUGAGCAUAUUAUAUUAAUAAGUAUGAUUUUUCGCCUUUCAGUUUUGUUUUUAAAGCCAAUCUGAUUGUUCGCUUUACUUUCUUCUCUUACUGUUAUGUUCUUUGUCGCUAAAACGAUAAAAUUCACAUGAAGAUUUGCGUCUCCUAUUGUGUGAAAGCUAAUUUUUGAUUAUUAAUUUGUCUAAAAAUAGAAAGUAAUAAAAGCGUUUUUGCACGUCAUAAUUCCUUACUAUUUAUUACU